AUGGAUUGGUUUAGUGGUGUAGUGAGGGCUGAAUCCGAUAAGAUAUAUGGCGUUCAGGAAGAAUAUAUGCGAGACGAUCGGCUUAAUAAAAUCAACUUAAGUAUUGGUGUUUACAGGGAUGAGAGGGGACAGCCAUUCAUCCCUCCGAGUGUAGCCAAAUGCGAGCGAAGGCUUAUAUCGGAGAAUCCUUGCAAAGAAUACGCGCCCAUCGAAGGGUUCGCCGACUUUCGCCAAACUGUCGCCAAAUUUAUGUUUGGAGACACCAGUGAUGUCAUAGCACUGGCACGACAUGCGACAGUUCAAGGACUCGGAGGCACUGGUUCUUUAAGAAUAGGCGCCAUAUUCUUGUAUGAAUUCCUUUCCCACAGCAAAAGGGUUUACAUACCGGAGCAGACCUGGAGUGCACACAAUCAGGUGUUCUCUCAUUCAGGUUUUCAAGUCAAUCAUUACAGAUAUUGGGACUCAAGAACUUUGACCCUCGACUUUGAAGGCCUUAUUCAAGACAUGGAGAAUAUGGCCGAGUAUUCAGUGGUGGUAUUGCAUGCAAUCGCACACAACCCUACCGGAGUUGAUCCCACGUUAGAUCAAUGGAAACAAAUGAUAGAUAUAAUGAAAAGGAGAAAUUUAUUUGCAUUCCUCGACUGCGCGUAUCAGGGAUUCGCUUCGGGAUCUGUUGAGGAGGACUCUCGAGUCGUUAAGCUAUUCGCUGAGCGUAUGAAUCAAGUGAUGAUUGCGUUGACAUUCGCUAAGAAUAUGGGUCUCUAUGGGGAGAGAAUCGGAGCCUUAAGUGUUGUCUGCCGUUCA
Molecule: messenger RNA, 804 nt
Organism: Oppiella nova
Lineage: Eukaryota; Metazoa; Arthropoda; Arachnida; Sarcoptiformes; Oppiidae
Source: the annotation of a GenBank genome assembly